UUUCAAGCAAACUUUGAUCUAAUAAUCCUUGGGAAUCAUUGGCAGCUCUUUAUUCUCUCUCCUAUUCAAAACACUAUUGUCUUCUUUUGUUCUUUGGGGAAUAAGCCAAAUAGACAAUUCAAAAAUAUUAUUGAUGCUGCAAUGGAGGCAAGCCGUAGACUCAACUCAAGAAAGGGAAGAGUGAAAUGGAUUAUUCCUAUGUCUCGGAUGCAAGUUGGGAGUUAUGAAUGUGGUUAUUAUGUAAUGUUGCAUAUGUUGAAUAUUGUUUCGGCGGUAAUUCUUGAAAUGUGGGAUGAGCGAUUCGCCAAUCCGGAACCAUUCUCAUCAGAAGAGAUUGAUGAAGUACGGACUCGUUGGACAUCAUAUUUCUUAGAAAUGACGCAAUCCAUCAACGACACAUGAUGAACGUGUUUGUUUAAGUUUUUGAGUGAUGAUGUUAAACAAAUACAAUGUGUUAUUACUCUAGACUUGUG
Cuscuta europaea is the source of this 473-nucleotide messenger RNA. The record is from the annotation of a GenBank genome assembly. NCBI's taxonomy places the organism in Eukaryota, Viridiplantae, Streptophyta, Magnoliopsida, Solanales, Convolvulaceae.